Messenger RNA from Cercocebus atys (sooty mangabey), 4783 nucleotides. RefSeq names its product zinc finger with KRAB and SCAN domains 7 (gene ZKSCAN7). Gene Ontology annotation, biological process: regulation of transcription by RNA polymerase II. Gene Ontology annotation, cellular component: nucleus. Gene Ontology annotation, molecular function: RNA polymerase II transcription regulatory region sequence-specific DNA binding; DNA-binding transcription factor activity, RNA polymerase II-specific. Bases 634 to 3615 code for a protein of 993 amino acids. The transcript is spliced from 8 exons. NCBI's taxonomy places the organism in Eukaryota, Metazoa, Chordata, Mammalia, Primates, Cercopithecidae. The record is from RefSeq and is a predicted model, not a curated record.
CCGACUAUGUCCUGAGAGCGGGAUGUGAGUGACCUGAGCCCUCGCGAGACCCCGCCCCCGCCCGCAGCAGGUGGCCGGGCACAGCCAAGAAGAAAGCCCUGCCAGCUCUCCCGGGUGCGGGGACGCGCGCGCCCACCUUCGCGGAGACUUCCGGGAUCCCGGAGGGGGCGGAAGUCGAGGCCUCUUUCGCUUCCGGCUCGGCCAUUGUUUUUGCUUUAACGGGCAGUAGAGGUGUCCGGCUUCGGUGCUGAGUGCCACUGCGAGUGGGCCGGGGCGCGGAGGGAGGCGCGGCCGGAGCUCGGGUGGCCGACGCUGGCCCGGACCGCGCUUCUUCGCGGCAGCAGGCGGCACGGUCCCCGUGACUCUCAGAAGCCGCCCAAUGUGGAGCCGCUUCUUUGUCCCAUACCCCUGACCAUUCGUGCGUGGCACGGAGCCGGGUAUCUGCGGGUACAGCGAUGAACAGGGCAGACGUGGCCAGGUGAGCGGCGCUGCUGAAGCCUGGUGUAACACGAAAGGCAACACUACCAUCACCCUUCUCUCCAACCCUGAAAAACAGCUCCUGAGACCUGAACUAUAGACCGUCAUUUUAAUCGGACCAAUUGCAGCUGGAACAAGCUUCUCUUUGGGGUCACAAUGACCACUUCAGGCAGGGGAAAUUUAGGCCUCAUCCCCAGGAGUACUGCUUUCCAGAAGCAGGAGGGGCGCCUGACUGUGAAGCAGGAGCCAGCGAACCAGAGCUGGGGGCAGGGCAGCAGUCUCCAAAAGAACCAUCCUCCUGUCUGCGAAAUCUUCCGGCUACACUUCAGGCAAUUAUGUUACCACGAGAUGUCUGGGCCACAGGAAGCGUUGAGCCGGCUCCGGGAGCUCUGCCACUGGUGGCUCAUGCCAGAGGUGCACACCAAGGAGCAGAUCCUGGAGCUGCUGGUGCUCGAGCAGUUCCUGAGCAUCCUCCCUGGGGAGCUCCGUACCUGGGUGCAGCUGCAUCACCCUGAGAGUGGUGAGGAGGCUGUGGCUGUGGUGGAGGAUUUCCAGAGACACCUCAGUGGACCAGAGGAGGUUUCAGCCCCAGCACAGAAACAGAAAAUGCAUUUGGAGGACACAGCAGCUCUGGGUGCAACAAAGGAAUCCCCUCCUACGUCACCCCUCAGUGGGGGCUCAGCCCCUGGAGCCCACCAGGCGCCUCCUUAUGACCCAGGGACACACCACCCCCCCAAUGGGGACUUCGCUCAAUGUGCUUCUCCAGUUCCUACCCUUCCUCAAGUGGGGAACUCAGGACUUCGGAUGGUCAGGCCCCAGGAUACUGUGGCAUAUGAGGACCUGUGUGUGGACUAUACUCAGAAGAAAUGGAAAUGUCCCGCACUCAGUCAGAGAGCCCUGCAGUGGAACAUGAUACCAGAAAAUGACCGUAGCAUGGCCUCCUUGGCAGGUGAGAACAUGAUGAAGGGUUCAGAGUUGACUCCAAAGCAGGAAAUUUUUAAAGGAUCAGAGUCAUCUAACAAGACAUCAGGGGGACUCUUUGGGAUGGUUCCUGGGGGAGCAGAGACUGGAGAUGUUUGUGAAGAUACUUCCAAAGAGUUAGAAGGACAAACCUCAGAUGAAGAAGGGAGCAAGCUAGAAAAUGAUUUCUUGGAAAUAACAGAUGAAGAUAAGAAAAAGUCCACAAAAGACAGAUACGACAAAUAUAAGGAAGUUGGGGAACAUCCACAUCUGUCCUCCAGUCCUGCUGAACAUGAAGGAGUUUUAAAGGGACAGAAAUCCUAUCGAUGUGAUGAAUGUGGCAAAACUUUCAAUCGGAGUUCUCACCUUAUUGGCCAUCAGAGAAUCCACACUGGAGAGAAACCCUAUGAGUGUAAUGAGUGUGGGAAGACCUUCAGGCAAACCUCCCAGCUCAUUGUUCAUCUCAGAACCCACACAGGGGAAAAACCCUAUGAAUGCAGUGAGUGUGGAAAGGCGUAUAGGCACAGCUCCCAUCUCAUUCAACAUCAGAGACUCCAUAAUGGGGAGAAACCCUAUAAAUGUAAUGAAUGUGCAAAAGCCUUUACUCAGAGUUCCCGACUCAUUGACCACCAGAGAACCCAUACUGGGGAGAAACCUUAUGAAUGCAAUGAGUGUGGAGAGGCAUUCAUUCGAAGUAAAAGUCUUGUUCGACAUCAGGUCCUGCACACUGGUAAGAAACCUUACAAAUGUAAUGAGUGUGGGAGAGCUUUCUGUUCCAAUAGAAAUCUCAUUGACCAUCAGAGAACCCACACUGGAGAGAAGCCUUAUGAGUGUAGUGAAUGUGGCAAAGCCUUCAGUCGGAGUAAAUGUCUUAUUCGACAUCAGAGCCUCCACACUGGCGAAAAGCCGUACAAAUGUAGUGAAUGUGGGAAAGCCUUCAAUCAGAACUCGCAACUCGUUGAGCAUGAGCGAAUUCAUACUGGAGAAAAACCUUUUGAAUGUAGCGAGUGUGGUAAGGCAUUCGGUCUGAGUAAAUGUCUUAUUCGGCACCAGAGACUUCACACAGGUGAGAAGCCUUAUAAAUGCAAUGAGUGUGGAAAAUCCUUCAAUCAAAACUCACAUCUUAUUAUACACCAGAGAAUUCACACUGGUGAGAAACCCUAUGAAUGUCAUGAGUGUGGGAAGGUCUUCAGUUAUAGCUCCAGCCUUAUGGUACAUCAGAGAACCCAUACUGGGGAAAAACCCUAUAAAUGCAAUGAUUGUGGGAAAGCUUUUAGUGACAGCUCACAGCUUAUUGUGCACCAGAGAGUCCACACUGGAGAGAAACCUUAUGAAUGUAUUAUGUGUGGGAAAGCCUUUAGUCAGAGUGCAAACCUCACGGUACAUGAGCGAAUCCACACGGGAGAGAAACCCUAUAAGUGUAAGGAGUGUGGAAAAGCCUUCAGCCAUAGCUCUAACCUUGUUGUUCAUCGGAGAAUCCACACUGGACUGAAGCCCUAUACAUGCAGUGAAUGUGGGAAAUCUUUCAGUGGAAAGUCACAUCUUAUUCGGCACCAGGGAAUCCACAGUGGGGAGAAAACGUAUGAAUGUAAAGAGUGUGGGAAAGCCUUUAGUCGGAGUUCGGGCCUUAUAUCACAUCACAGAGUUCACACUGGAGAGAAGCCCUAUACUUGCAUUGAGUGUGGGAAAGCCUUUAGCCGUAGUUCAAACCUUACUCAACAUCGGCAAAUGCACAGAGGAAAAAAAGUUUACAAAUGUAAGGAGUGUGGGAAAACAUGUGGUUCAAAUACAAAGAUUAUGGACCAUCAGAGAAUUCACACUGGGGAGAAGCCUUAUGAAUGUGAUGAGUGUGGAAAAGCUUUCAUCUUAAGGAAAACCCUUAAUGAACACCAGAGACUUCAUCGUAGAGAGAAACCUUACAAAUGUAAUGAGUGUGGGAAGGCUUUUACUUCUAAUCGAAACCUUGUUGAUCAUCAGAGAGUUCACACUGGAGAGAAACCCUAUAAAUGUAAUGAAUGUGGGAAAACCUUCAGGCAGACUUCUCAAGUUAUUCUACACUUGAGAACCCACACUAAGGAGAAACCCUAUAAAUGUAGUGAGUGUGGGAAAGCCUAUCGGUAUAGCUCACAGCUUAUUCAACACCAGAGAAAACAUAGUGAGGAGAAAGAAACCUUGUAGGUAACAAAUAUUGUGGGUAGUAGGGCUGACUGCUGCUUUUCUAAAAAGUGGCUCUUUAGUAUCAACUUUUUAAGUCUACUUCUAAGAAUCAUACAGGGAAAAUAAUUAGAAGUAGGCAAAGAUUAAUGAAAGGGAUGUUCAUGGCAGCAUCAUAUAUGACUGAAAGAAGAAAACCAGAUUUUUAGCAUUACAGGGUUGAAAUGAAUGAUGAGCUAUCCGUGUGAUGGUUCUGCAGCCAUUAUAAACAUUUUUAAAGACAAUUUAAUGCCAUGGAGAAAUGAUUUGGAUAAGAUGGAAGAUAAAACAAUGACAUACAAUCCAAAAUUUAAAAAAAUAUUUAUGCAUAGGAAAAAUUGGGAAGGAAGUAAACCAAAAUGUUAACAGUGAUCAUCUCUGGGUGAUAGGAUUAUAGGUGACUUCUAUUUUCUUCUGUGUACUUUUCUAUGCUUUCUAGAUUUUCUACAUGAGAAUAUACUAAUUUUAUAUUCAAGAAAAAAAGCACAGUAUUUUUUAAAUGCAAUGAAGACAUGCUCAUUUUCACUCAGCAGUGUUAUGAAAGGCACAUAGUAUAUAGAGCCCGAAGCCCUGGGAUUACGCCCUGACAUUGGCAUUUAGCAGCAGUGGAACCGCAAGCAAGUCCCUUCCUUUUAGAGCAUGUUUCCUGUUUAGUAAAAUCAUAAACACCAAUCCUUUGUCUUUUUUAGUUUUAAGACAAGCUGACUUUAGAGUUGUCAACAAAAUAUAACACUGUUAGGUUAAAAGAACACAGCAAAAAUUCACUGAACCCUCCUUUCCCACAGUUGUGGAAGGAUCUGCAGAUGAUGGAAAACAACCUAGGCUUCAUCUUUUCAAUAUAUGUCUAGACAACCAGAAAAAACUGAAAUUGAAACAAUUGUAGACUCAAAAACGUUAGAUACAUAUAAAACUAGUGGGAGACUCUGCCUUCACAUGGUAUAGAGAGCUGAAAGGCUAAAAGAACAAACUUUGGGGUUGGAGAGAUCCAUGUUCUAACCCCAGUUCUGCCAUGAACUAGCUUAUCAGUUUUGGACAAGUCACUUAACUGCUCUGAGCCUCAGACCUGUGUGUAAAAAAGGAAUAAUUGGCCGGGCGCGGUGGCUCAAGCCUGUAAUCCCAGCACUUUGGGAGGCCGAGACGGGCGGAUGACGAG